UCACAAUUGAUGACGAUGACGACGUUGAUUCGCAGGCACCACGUGGUGGACGUGAACGUGGCGGUGAGCACCUCGUUUGGCCUCAUCACACCGAUCGUCUUCAACGCGCACCACAAGGGCCUCGCCACCAUCAGCCGCGACGUCACCGCCCUGGCCGCACGGGCACGCGACGGCAAACUCCAGCCCCACGAGUUCCAGGGAGGAACCAUCACCAUUUCGAACCUCGGCAUGUUCGGCAUCAAGAACUUCUCGGCCAUCAUCAACCCCCCUCAGGCGUGCAUCCUGGCCGUGGGGGGCACCGAGAAGAGACUGCUGCCAGCCGACAAUGAGAAAGGCUUCGUGGUGGCGAGCGUCAUGUCGGUGACCCUGAGCUGUGACCACCGCGUUGUGGAUGGAGCCGUCGGCGCCCAGUGGCUGGCUGAGUUCCGCAAGUUCCUGGAGCGGCCCAGCACCAUGCUGCUGUGAGUGGCACCACCACCGCCACCACCACCUCCACCUCCUCCUCCUCCUCGAUCGUCUUCCUCAUCGUCGUCCUCCUGGCACCUGCUACUGAACCCUCUCUCUCCGCUUGCCCCCCGCCCUGGUGGCUGCAUCUCACGAACUACAACGACAACAACGACAGCUGCCGUAACAGCUGCUGCUGCUAAAGCUACUCCGCAAUCAACGUCUACGGGACGUCACCCGACACUCGGUCCGCGCGCACAACCCCACCCCCCCCAACUCCUCUUCGUCCUCGGCUUCAGCAUCGUCGUCGCUUUAGUGCGUGACGUUGCACCGCGCCUCCUCGCCCACGCCCUGGAUUUGCUGACAAGAACCGUGGUGCACGGCGUCGAUGGGGCGGAGGGGGGUGGGUCAGGGGUGGAGGCAGAGGAAAGCCCCCCCCCCCCCCCCCCCCCAAGCUGUACGUGGUGUGGUAGUGACCGACUGCUAGGGCCGUUAAACAGCUGUUAACAGCUGUGCCUCUCUCUUCCAACAGCUGUAUGCCUCGUUCACGGCUGUCUCCUUAACAGCUGUUGAAGAGACAGCUGUUACCGAGUAAGGACUGCGCCUCUGGUGGUCUCAUUGACGGCUGUGUCUCGGUAACAGCUGUGCAUGAGACGCAGCUGUUACCGAGUAAGGGCCGUGUCUCGUUAACCGCUUGCUAACGCAAGCCGGCGUUGGUGCUAAACAACACGAGAACAAGCAGUUCUGAAAGAAGUGUUGUUUUCAAUCUAGGCCAUUUAAUAGCAGCAGUGGACACUCACCGAGCGGUCCAUUCUCUAGAAGCCGGUCUUCGCUGCUCAGCGAGCCGCGCACCUUCCAGUCGCUCGCUCGGCAAUUGCGGUUGCCUUUAAACGGCGACAAAUAACAACAAACAACAACAAGACAAAGUUGCUUGACUCGAAUCGCGAGGCCCGGAUCGUUGCAGCUUUCUGAACAGGCAGCCGCGGCCGCGACGGCGUUCAGUUAUCGCUCGUAGGUCUGUACGUGUUUACGUAUGUUGGGAACUUCCUUCGCGCCAUAUGUAAGCCAACCGCGCUAAUCGGAGGUGCGGGCGGGGGCGGUGGGGGCGGUGGGGGGGCGAGGUGAGGGGAAGGACUAAUAAUUAAAUGCAACAACAAAACAGUUCUUGAAGAAACGUUGAACUUCUUUUCGCACCGUACGUAAGCCCGACCCCCGCUAACCCGCUCCCCGCGGACGCCGUGGCCAGGAGUCCAACUUGGGCCCUGUGUGUGACUCUUUUGGGGGACAGAGCGCCGUGCCUCCCCCUCCCCUCUCCCGCCGGCAGGGAGUGAUCGCAGUAGCUGGCGGACAGGGGAUAGACCUCUCCCACCACCACCACCCCCCGCCCCCACCGUUUGCGUACGGAGAGACCUCAGCUUCACCGGUUUUUGUCACCAGAUUAUUUAACAUUUGAUGCAUUUUGAGGAAUUUCCCCCCCUCCUUGUAUUGUGGUUAUUAUCGUUGUCGUAAACCAGUGGUUCUUAAACCUUUACUCUGCGGCCUUGGCGGCACCCACCCACCCUUUGGUUCUCGGUCAUUCAAAAAGUUCCUUGUUAGUAAAUACAUGGGGGGUUGAUGAAACAGGUGGAAAAUGGAACCUUUUUGGCAAUAAUCAACGUGUGAGAAAAUAAGAGUAGAUUUUGCGCUUUGCUGGCAAUAAAGACAGGAGCUGUGUUAAGAUGUUCAAACACCGAACAGAGGAAACAUUUUGCAAGCAAUCGAGUAGCUGCAUUAACCACACACACACGGUACUCGUGCUGAACAUGCAAACAAACAUGGCUCUGAUCAUAUUAGAUGCAUUGUCUUUGAAACUGAUUGGCCCACACCUGGAUUCCUUGCGAAAGAUUUCUGUUUUGCAAGGAAUCAAUAGGGGGCGGCGUGAUGCACCCCAGGUUAAGAAGAACCACGAAUCUGGCUGUCUCCCGAUGAAGCUGGUGGCAGUUACUGGCGAAGCGUCGUACUCGGAUUGUAAAUGUUGUGGCUUGGCUCUCCGACACACCGGCGUGCUGUACUAGUGACGAAUUGGCCACGUUCUGUUUACGUGACAACCCUUUACUAGUUGGCUGUGUCGGGCGGUGGCGGGUUUUAACGACACAACAUUUAUAUAUUUACGCGGUCCGACCCUAACAAAUCCGUAUUGUGGAUUAUAUUAAUCGCGAAAGCCUGCUAACGUGUUAGGAAGAGCCACUGGUUUUGAGGCAUUCACCCGUUUGUAUUAUUAUUGUUGUCAUCAUUAUCAUUGUUGUUGUCUUAAA
This is a messenger RNA of Petromyzon marinus (sea lamprey), 2738 nucleotides long. The record is from RefSeq and is a predicted model, not a curated record. Lineage: Eukaryota; Metazoa; Chordata; Hyperoartia; Petromyzontiformes; Petromyzontidae.